AUUCAGCCACAGCAACAGCACCGCACUGCUCACUGCACCUCUCUCCUGCUGGUGCUGCCACUCCUCGCAACCGCUCACCACAUAGCCUGCCCCGUGUGUCCUGUCUCCCCUGUGUCCUGUGUCCUUAGAAUAUGAGCUGCACUGGGGCCAUACCCAAGAGGGGGCCCAAGACCACCAUACCCAAGGAAAAGGACAGCACAGAGGUGGUCGGCGAGCCACUGGACAUCAAAUACAUCACCCUCACAAGCCAGGGCCCGGAGAGGAGAGUCCCUGCUUUGCAUCAGUGUUGGACCAAGAAGGGCUCGUACCUCAAGUAUGUCCGGCCGCCCCCGCAAGUCAUGCCCGAUGGCUCCCCGCCGCCCGCAGGAGCCAGCGAGUCCUGGAUAGAACAAAUGGAGCUUCUGGAGGAGGACCUGAAGAGCCUCCUGCACCUGCCUCACCACAAAUUUUGGUCACAGAUGGUGUAUGACCCGGCUGUCCACGUGUGUCUGGAGUCCUACCUCUCGGGCUGCCCCAGGUGGUACGAGGAGCAGCGGGUGGACGACCUCUGUCAGGAGAUGUCCGCUUCGCUGCACCGCCUCGUCCUCCUCAUCUACAUCCGCAUGGCUACCCCGCGGGAGUCAUCGACCUGCCACAUCACUCCGACAGUCUUCGCACAGAUGAUCUACGAGAACUUCCUCCUGGACGUGUGCAAGCUGCUGGACCUGAGCGUGGUGUACGGCCCCUCCUGCAGCCCCAUCCUGUCCCGCCUGAUGGCCAGUGUGUUCCGCCACCAGCCAGAGUACUACAAGGACCUCACCCACACUGUCUCAUCCAUCGCCAGGGCACUAGAGGGCGUUGAGGACCGGCUUGGGGUGUCAGACUGCGGCAUUCCUGUUCCUCUCGACGCAGUGACCGAGAACCUUUCAGAGUCGGACCUGCAAACGGUGGUGCUCUUCCUCCUAGACACCUUCUCCUCCCUCCACCUCUUCCUGUCCCUGCACCCUGCGGCCUCAAAAUACUUCCUGGAGGAGGUGGACGAACUGAGGAUAUCCUCCUUCUACGAACAAGUGGUCCCGGCCAUCACCAGUCAGCUGAGCGACCUGAGCCCCGGGUCCGAGCUCAGCCCUCGCGUGGUCAAGGAGAUUAACAUGAUGAGGUCCUCCAUGCUGGCCACCUUCAGGGCUCUCCUCAACCACAAGUGCCUCGCCCCCCUCCAGGAAGACAAGUUGGGAACAGCCGUGGCGGGGGUGUGCGUCGAGAGGUUCCUGAACUCCAUGUCCACGUGUGUCGCUGAGAGAAUCUUCAUCACCGACUACUGCUCUGCCUACCCCAUCGCCGCGGACCUUCAGACCUUCACGGAGAAGGGCGGCGACGUUACCAGCCUCAACUUCAUCAGUGAGGCGAUAACCACAGUGCUGAAGGAGAUGGACAGUCUUCCAAGGGCCGGCAUGACCUUACCCCUGAUGCAGCUGUCCCUCCCUAACCCACCACAGCCAUCACAGGACUCCAUGGACUCGAGCGGCAUGAACGGGUAUGCCCAGGAGGGGUCGGGGGCCACGCCUGACCUAGACGUGGCGGCGGGCGUGUCCAGCGUCCAAGAGCUGCUGCCCGACCUUGGUGCCGGCUUCAUCAGGGAGUGUCUCAGGUACUACAACCACCAGCCCGAGGAGGUGAUCAACGCCCUGCUGGAGGACAACUUGCCCCCCUCCCUGGCCUCCCUCGACCGCACCGCCCCCCUGCGCCCUCCCACACCCCCUCCACCUUCCUCGGAGGAAACCCAACCACUGCCCUCGACUGGUAUUUUGGAGCAGCGUUCGAAUGUGUACGACAACGAUGAGUUUGACAUGUUCACGCGGCCAGACGUUGACCGCUCCAAGAUACACAAGGGGAAGAAGAAGGUGACGACAACGGGUGUGCUGUACGAGAAGGACGAGGCGGUGGUGGAGAAGCUGAAGGAGAUCGGGAGGCAAUACGAGGAGCGGGGAGGCACCAGCAUUUACGAGGACGAGAUGCGCUACGAGGCCGAGGAGGAGAACUACCGACCCUGGGACUACGAGGAUGAGUAUGACGACACCUACGACGACAACGAGACCGGAGACAUUGAUGACCUGGGCCCGGAGAAGGUGGUCAGGAAACGUCCGGGCAUCAUAGGAGCAGGCCGCCUCAACACUGGCAUCGUCUACGGCCACCAGUCGGAGGAGGAGAAGAGCGAGGAGGAGGGGGAGGAUGAGGCGGCAAAACAACAGGAGUCUGGAGCUAUCGUCAAUGGUGUACAGCAGAGAGGAGGGCGGCACAGUGGAGCCAAGCCAAACGUGCCAAAAUCCAGCACACGAGGGGUCCAGCGAGUCUUCACAAGCUCACACAACAAGCGCGGCGGCAAGUCACACACACCCACGCCAGAGAGGGAGACUGGGGUGGAGGGGAGGGAGGACCAGCCACAACAGCCUUAUCCACAACCAUACGGCACCUCACGACACCCACAGAAUCACCCACAGCACCGGCCAGCCUUCCAGCCCUUCUGUGAGAACCCGGAAAUGAUAAGGCAGCGGGCAGAGCAGAGGAGAAGGGACAGGGACUACAACAGAGGCUACAGAGGUCGAGGAGGAGGAGGAGGAGGAGGCGGAGGUGGUGGCGGAGGAGACCAGAUGUGGAGGAGGCCGAUGGUGGUGAACGGAGUAGAGGAGGGAGGCGGAGGAGGUGUAGGUGGUGGAGGCAGAGGUGAAGGUGGCCCCGGCAGACCCAAGGUGGCCAGCAACAAGCACAGCGGCAAGGGAUGGAGGCACGGCGAAGGGGACGAGGACAGGGGAGGAUACAAGGGAGGAAAAUUCAAGGAGGACACCAACCAUGGCCGGGCCCAGAGCAGCCAAUACAGGCACAAGAUGGUACACAAGAACGAACACAAGCGGCAGGGAGCACAGGCCAAGUUCAACCGCAACAACUGAGUUGGGACGGGACAGGCAUGAGGGGUAAGGAGGGCCGAGGGGGAGCUUGCUACACAGCCAGACUUUUUAACAUAGGCAGGUAUUGGCGGGUAUUCUCAGAUGCUUUUGGCUCGCAACUACUAUUUCACAAGGCCACGGAGGAGGUUAGGCGGGUUCUCAUGAGUGGUUUUGAUGUUCGUGGUGCAGGAGCCUUGUCAAAGUAUCACAUGGCAAUACCCACAACUAUUUCCAAAGGUCACAAAGGAGGUUAGCUGGGUUCUCAGGAGUGUUUUUUCACAUUCAUGGUGCAGAAGCCUUGUCAAACUAUUACUAGGCUCAUAAAACUACCCAUGGACAUACUGACACAGCCUUCAUGAAAGCCUUGUCGUACUAUCACUAGGCUUACAUGACUACCCAUGGACAUACUGACACAGCCUCUAUGAAAGCCUUGUCGAACUAUUACUAGGCUCAUAAAACUACCCAUGGACAUACUGACACAGCCUCUACGAAAGCCUUGUCGAACUAUUACUAGGCUCAUAAAACUACCCAUGGACAUACUGACACAGCCUCUACGAAAGCCUUGUCAAACUAUCACUUGGCUCAUAAACUACCAAUGGAAGUACCCUCAUAAUCUCUAUACCAAAGCCUUACCAAGUGUGGGUGUGUAAGCCCUUAAGUGUUUGAGAAUAUUGGCCAUACAUUCACACCAUAUAUGAUGAUAGAGUGCUGGUGUCUGUGAAGGAAGGCUCAGGGAAAGGCAUUGAAACCCUCCUCCUGGUUAUCCCUAUUCUGUUCCUCUCGGCUCAUUCUUGGAUGCUAGAGUUUUCGGACUUGACUCGUCUUGCUCAGAUAUGACACAGGGAACAUGGCUUUCCUCUUUUCCCGAGUGUUUUAUCAACUAAGGAUGCGGAACCCUCCAAAUUUAUCGUUCGUAUAAUCUUAUCGUGUACAGAAAUAUUUUAAGUUUGUAAAAGGAUGACUGAUGGUUGGGUGAUAUUUUUUGGUCAUGAUCUAAAUUUGGGUUUAGUGAGGGCAUGCAUACAUAGUCCUGCCAGGUUAUAUCAUAUGUAAUUGCAUUGUGCUUCAUUUUUUUCAACCUCGUAAAAGGGACGUCAGAACUUGAUAUCAUGUGAGGAUUGGGUAUUUUUUGGUCAAGGUUUAAAUUUGGUUCAGUGAGGGCACACACACAUAUAUAUAAAGUCCUGCCAGGUUAUAUCAUAUGUAUUUGCACUGUGCCGAAAUUUUCCCAAGUUCGUAAAAGGGACUUCCUCAUCUGAUAUUAUGUGACAAUUGGGUAUUUUUUGGUCAAGGUUUAAAUUUGGUUCAGUGAGGGCACACACACAUAUAUAUAUAUAAAGUCCUGCCAGGUUAUAUCAUAUUUAUUUGCACUGUGCUGAAAUUUUCUUGAGUUCAUACAAAAGCUUCUUCAAAUUUAUGACGAUUGCGUGGUUUUUGGUCGUGGUCUAAAGUGGGUACGGUGAGGGCACGUGAGGAUUGGGUUUUUUGGUCAUGGUCUAAAUUUGGUUCAGUGAGGGUACACGUAUAUAUAUAAAGUCCUGCCAGGUUAUCAUAUGUAAUUGCAGUGUGCCUAAGUUUUUUUAAAGUUCAUGAAAGUGACGUCCUCAACUUUAUUCCCCGAGGACAAGGAGUGAUUGCUUGGGUUUGGCCGGGCACGGAGGCAAGGGUCGAGGGCACAGGUGUGAGGUCCCGCCAGUUUCCUGUUCAUGUCUGUGAUCAGUCAUGUGAUAAAGGCUCGUCUAUACAUCAUACUAUAAUGCAUCUCACCAACACACUCAUAUACAUACCUAUAGCUAGCCAUGGAGUAAUUUAUAUAGCAUGAAAGCUGUACUCAACAACAGGAAGCAAAGUUAUUUUUGUUAAAGCCAUUAGUGAACUGUUAACAAACUC
Molecule: messenger RNA, 4811 nt
Organism: Eriocheir sinensis (Chinese mitten crab)
Lineage: Eukaryota; Metazoa; Arthropoda; Malacostraca; Decapoda; Varunidae
Product: activating signal cointegrator 1 complex subunit 2-like
Exons: 17
Coding region: 132-2924 (930 amino acids)
Biological process (GO): regulation of DNA-templated transcription
Molecular function (GO): ubiquitin binding
Source: RefSeq, a predicted model, not a curated record